UGCGGGCGGGCCGGCGGCGCGGCGAGCGCGGGGGUGGCGGGCCCAGAGCGAGCAUGUAGCGGCCGCUGGCAGUGGGGCUCCCGGGGCGGGCCGCGGGGGCCGCACGCGGCGACAUGGAGGAGGAGGGCAAGAAGGGCAAGAAGCCUGGAAUUGUGUCGCCAUUUAAACGAGUAUUCCUAAAAGGUGAAAAGAGUAGAGAUAAGAAAGCCCAUGAGAAGGUGACAGAGAGACGCCCUCUGCACACUGUGGUGCUGGCAUUACCUGAGCGCGUCGAGCCAGACAGACUGCUGAGCGACUAUAUUGAGAAGGAGGUGAAGUAUUUAGGUCAGUUAACAUCCAUUCCCGGCUACCUGAACCCUUCCAGUAGGACGGAAAUCCUGCACUUCAUAGACAAAGCAAAGCGGUCCCACCAGCUUCCCGGGCACCUGACUCAGGAGCACGAUGCUGUGCUCAGCCUGUCUGCCUACAAUGUCAAGUUGGCCUGGAGGGACGGGGAGGACAUUAUCCUCAGGGUGCCCAUCCACGACAUCGCUGCUGUCUCCUAUGUCCGAGAUGAUGCUGCACACCUGGUGGUCCUGAAGACAGCCCAGGACCCAGGCAUCUCUCCCAGCCAGAGUCUGUGUGCAGAAAGUUCUAGAGGCCUCAGCGCAGGUUCUUUGUCAGAAAGUGCAGUGGGGCCAGUAGAGGCAUGUUGCCUGGUCAUCAUGGCCACAGAGAGCAAGGUCGCCGCCGAAGAGCUGUGCUCACUGCUCAGCCAGGUCUUCCAGAUUGUUUACACGGAGUCUACCAUCGACUUUCUGGACCGAGCAAUAUUUGAUGGGGCCUCCACACCUACCCACCACCUGUCACUGCACAGUGAUGACUCUUCCACAAAAGUGGACAUGAAGGACAGUUACGAUGCUGACGCCAGCACCUUCUGCUUCCAGGACUCUGGGGAUGUGGGAGGCCUGCCACCCUUACCCUUCUGCAUGCAGACAUCACCCCAUAGCAAGACUGUCAGUGAGAGUGAGCUGAGUACCAGCGCCACGGAACUGCUACAGGACUACAUGCUCACGUUACGUACCAAGCUGUCAUCACAGGAGAUCCAGCAGUUUGCAGCUCUGCUACAUGAGUACCGCAAUGGGGCCUCUAUCCAUGAGUUUUGCAUCAGCCUGCGGCAGCUCUAUGGGGACAGCCGCAAGUUCCUGCUGCUUGGUCUGAGGCCCUUCAUACCUGAGAAGGACAGUCAGCACUUUGAAAACUUCCUGGAGACCAUUGGCGUGAAAGACGGCCGUGGCAUCAUCACUGACAGCUUUGGCAGGCAUCGCCGUGCCCUGAGCACCACCUCCACAUCCACCACCAAUGGGAACAGGACCACAGGCAGCCCUGAUGACCGCUCUGCACCCUCAGAGGGGGAUGAGUGGGACCGCAUGAUUUCAGACAUCAGUAGUGAUAUUGAAGCGCUAGGCUGCAGCAUGGACCAGGACUCAGCGUGAAGGAGCGGAACAGCACACACUUGUCUCACACAGCCGUCCCAGGCCUUCCUAGGAGGAGUGCCCAGACCUGAGUGCCAGUCUUUCCCAGCUUGGAGCUAGGGAGGGGCUGCAGACAAAGGGAGCUCCGGUGGCCAGGUCCUCUACUGUGAAGGAGUGGAGAGCUGCCACAGGACAUGUGCCCCAACACAGGGCAGAAACCUCUGUGCCUAUUCCUCAGGGGCUCAGCAAUGCCUGUAGCAUAUCCCCACUCGGGGAGGGCCAGGUGCAGCUGGCAGGGAGAGCCAGUCCUGCCGGCCUGGCCCUGGACAGCUAAUAUUUGCACAUGACUUUUCCUCUUCUACUUCUCAGAGACCUUAAAAACAAGUUUACUGCAAUGUGAAUAAUUUAA
This is a messenger RNA of Mus pahari (shrew mouse), 1863 nucleotides long. RefSeq names its product CCM2 scaffold protein (gene Ccm2). Lineage: Eukaryota; Metazoa; Chordata; Mammalia; Rodentia; Muridae. Gene Ontology annotation, biological process: vasculogenesis; heart development. The transcript has 10 exons. Bases 114 to 1475 code for a protein of 453 amino acids. The record is from RefSeq and is a predicted model, not a curated record.